This is a messenger RNA of Prorocentrum cordatum, 233 nucleotides long. The record is from the annotation of a GenBank genome assembly. NCBI's taxonomy places the organism in Eukaryota, Dinophyceae, Prorocentrales, Prorocentraceae.
GCCGAGGAUGCGCACGACCGCGAUGAGAAGCCCGACGCGGGCUCAGGCGGCGGCAGCAAAGGCGAGGUAAAAAGCUCCAGCGGCAGCGGCAAAGGCGGAAGAACGCAGUGCGACCGCCGCGGCUCGUGGUCGCGCGGUGACUGGCGCGACCGCAGCACGUGGUCGAGCGGCCGCGCCUCUUGGACCUGGCGUUUGCAGGCCGCGCGCGCCGCCCAGGCCUGCUGGGGCCUCAG